AGCGAGCGAGAAGUUAUAAGUAAGAAGCGCGCGGCGGCCGCCGGCAGUUCCCCGGCCGAGAGAGCGAGCGCGGCUCCGGGCGCGCGGGGAGCAGAGGCGGUGGCGGGCGGCGGCGGCACCGGGAGCCGCCGAGUGCCCCUCCCCGCCCCUCUGGCCCCCCACCCAGCCACCCGCCCGUGACCCGCGCCCAUGGCCGCGCGCACCCGGCGCAGCCCCCAGGACUCCGCACCCCGCGCCACCGCCCAGCUCGCAGUUCCGCGCCACCGCGGCCAUUCUCACCUGGCGGCGCCGCCCGCCCACCGCCCGGACCACAGCCCCUGAGCCGCCGACAGCCACAGUGGCCGCGACAACGGUGGGGGACACUGCUGAGUCCAAAAGCGUGCAGCCUGGCCAUCGGACCUACUUAUUUGCCUUGCUGAUUGUCUAUUUUUAUAAGAGUUUACAACUUUUCUAAGCAUUUUUGUAUACAAAGGAACUUUUUAAAAGACAUCUCCGGUUUAUAUUGAAUCCAAAGAAGAAGGAUCUCGGGGAAUUUGGGGGUUUUGGUUUGGGGUUUCGUUUUUAAAGUUGUUUUUAAUAUUCGUUGACUUUGGGGUUCGGGUACCCCUCCCUCUUCUUCGGACUCCGGAGGACCUUCUGGGCCCCCACAUUAAUGAGGCAGCCACCUGGCGAGUCUGACAUGGCUGUCAGCGACGCUCUGCUCCCGUCCUUCUCCACGUUCGCGUCUGGCCCGGCGGGAAGGGAGAAGACACUGCGUCCAGCAGGUGCCCCAAAUAACCGCUGGCGAGAGGAGCUCUCUCACAUGAAGCGACUUCCCCCACUUCCCGGCCGCCCAUACGACCUGGCGGCGACCGUGGCCACAGACCUGGAGAGUGGUGGAGCUGGCGCAGCUUGCAGCAGUAACAACCCGGCCCUCCUACCCCGGAGGGAGACCGAGGAGUUCAACGAUCUCCUGGAUCUAGACUUUAUCCUCUCCAACUCGCUGUCGCACCAGGAAUCUGUGGCCGCCACUGUGACCUCCUCGGCCUCAGUUUCAUCCUCGUCCUCCCCGGCGAGCAGCGGCCCUGCCAGCGCGCCCUCCACCUGCAGCUUCAGUUACCCGAUCCGGGCUGGAGGUGACCCGGGCGUGGCUGCCGGCAACACAGGUGGAGGGCUCCUUUACCCCCGAGAGUCUGCGCCACCUCCCACGGCCCCCUUCAACCUGGCGGACAUCAAUGACGUGAGCCCCUCGGGCGGCUUCGUGGCCGAGCUCCUGCGGCCGGAGUUGGACCCAGUGUACAUUCCGCCACAGCAGCCUCAGCCGCCAGGUGGCGGGCUGAUGGGCAAGUUUGUGCUGAAGGCGUCGCUGAGCACCCCUGGCAGCGAGUACAGCAGCCCGUCGGUCAUCAGUGUUAGCAAAAGCAGCCCGGACGGCAGCCACCCCGUGGUGGUGGCGCCCUACAGCGGUGGCCCGCCGCGCAUGUGCCCCAAGAUUAAGCAAGAAUCGGUCUCCUCCUGCACAGUCAGCCGGUCCCUAGAGACCCACUUGGGCGCUGGACCUCAGCUCAGUAACGGGCACCGGCCCAGCACACACGACUUCCCCCUGGGGCGGCAGCUCCCCACCAGGACUACCCCUACAAUGAGUCCCGAGGAACUGCUGAACAGCAGGGACUGUCACCCUGGCCUGCCUCUUCCGCCAGGAUUCCAUCCCCAUCCAGGGCCCAACUACCCUCCUUUCCUGGCAGACCAGAUGCCAUCUCAAGUCUCAUCUCUGCAUUACCAAGAGCUCAUGCCACCGGGUUCCUGCCUGCCAGAGGAGCCCAAACCAAAGAGGGGAAGAAGGUCGUGGCCCCGGAAAAGAACUGCCACCCAUACUUGUGACUACGCAGGCUGUGGCAAAACCUAUACUAAGAGUUCUCAUCUCAAGGCACACCUUCGAACUCACACAGGUGAGAAACCUUACCACUGUGACUGGGAUGGCUGUGGGUGGAAGUUCGCCCGCUCUGAUGAACUGACCAGGCACUACCGCAAACACACGGGGCACCGUCCCUUUCAGUGCCAGAAGUGUGACAGGGCCUUUUCCAGGUCGGACCACCUUGCCUUACACAUGAAGAGGCACUUUUAAAUCCCACAUAGUGGACAUGACCCACACUGCCAGGAGAGAGUUCAGUAUUUUUUUUUAACCUUUCACACUGUCUUCCCACGAGGGGAGGAGCCCAGCUGGCAAGCGCUACAAUCAUGGUCAAGUUCCCAGCAAGUCAGUUUGUGAAUGGAUAAUCAGGAGAAAGGAAGAGUCCAAGAGACAAAAAAAAAUUAAAUAAAAAAUAAAAAAAUCAAAACAAAAAAAAAUACCAAAAACAAAGAAAAAACAGAGAAAAAAAAAAUCACAGAACAGAUGGGGUCUGAGACUGGAUCUUCUAUCAUUCCAAUAUCAAAUCCAACUUGAACAUGCCUGGACUUACAAAAUGCCAAGGGGCGGCGACUGGAAGUUGUGGAUAUCAGGGUAUACAUUAGAUCAAUGUGUUGGGGGAGGGAAGGCCAAAAUUCCCUUGAAUUGUGUUUAAUGAUGCAAUAUACAUGUAAAGAUCACCUUGUAUGCUCUUUGCCUUCUAAAAAGCCAUUAUUAUGUCAGAGGAAGAGGAAGCAAUUCAGGUACAGAACAUGUUCUAAUAGCCUAAACGAUGGUGCUUGUGAGUCGUGGUUCUAAAGGUACCAAAUGAGGGAGCCAAAGUUCUCCAACUGCUGCAUACUUUGACAAGGAAAAUCUAUUUUUGUCUUCCGAUCUACAUUUAUGACCUAAGUCAGGUAAAUAUACCUGGUUUAUUCUGUAACAUUUUUAUGCAGACAGUCUGUUAUGCACUGUGGUUUCAGAUGUGCAAUAAUUUGUACAAUGGUUUAUUCCCAAGUAUGCCUUUGAGCAGAACAAAUGUGUUUUUCUAUAUAGUUCCUUGCCUUAAUAAAUAUGUAAUAUAAAUUUAAGCAAACUUCUAUUUUGUAUAUUUGUAAACUACAAAGUAAAAAAUGAACAUUUUUGUGGAGUUUGUAUUUUGCAUACUCAAGGUGAGAAAUAAGUUUUAAAUAAACCUAUAAUAUUUUAUCUGAACAGAAA
Phodopus roborovskii (desert hamster) is the source of this 3088-nucleotide messenger RNA. It is a transcript of the gene Klf4, whose product is annotated as KLF transcription factor 4. Gene Ontology annotation, molecular function: RNA polymerase II cis-regulatory region sequence-specific DNA binding; DNA-binding transcription factor activity, RNA polymerase II-specific. The record is from RefSeq and is a predicted model, not a curated record. Bases 653 to 2104 code for a protein of 483 amino acids. Gene Ontology annotation, biological process: regulation of transcription by RNA polymerase II. The transcript is spliced from 5 exons. Lineage: Eukaryota; Metazoa; Chordata; Mammalia; Rodentia; Cricetidae.